Amphimedon queenslandica is the source of this 1620-nucleotide messenger RNA. RefSeq lists its product as uncharacterized. The record is from RefSeq and is a predicted model, not a curated record. The coding region runs from base 192 to 1226 and encodes 344 amino acids. The transcript is spliced from 2 exons. Lineage: Eukaryota; Metazoa; Porifera; Demospongiae; Haplosclerida; Niphatidae.
AAGUUAUUCGUGUUUUUCUUGGGUCAAACUCAGAUGAUUCACCUGUAUCAACAAAGCAGCGCUUUAAAAACUUUGCCAUUGUGAAAAGGCCUUACAAGUAGUAGUGAGCACUAUUGUUCAUCCUAAAUAGGUAAGGGGUAUCCGUGUAUGUGUUAUCAAAACACAGCUAUCUUGUCAGUGCUCAGUCGGUCAUGGAGUCAAAGAAGACACCAUUUCUUCUUCAAGAGGACACUGAUGAAAUCAAAGAGAAGCGAGAAAAGCGGGAAGAAAAUGCUUGUCGAAAAACACUCAUCCUGUUUCUAAUAGUGCUACUGGCAGUGGUUGUUUGUGCUAUUAUAGCUAUUUCUGUUGCUGUUGCUUUAAGUUUACCUUCUGACCAGCCAACCACUGAACCAACAAGUGAUGGUCUAAUGGUAACAACUACCACACAGGAGGAGUUAUCUGGUGAAUACUAUGGAUCCAAUGGGGCUGGGAUUCGUUUCCAGGUGGUCAUCAAUUCUACCUACUAUACUCUAAUAGUUACCAGUAUCAGUACUGGCAUGGAUCUCAUUAAUGUCAUGCACCCCCAGUCCACCAAUAUGACAAUGACAAGUAUCAACAGUACCAUGUUCAUGAUUAUGAGGAACUCAACCUCACAAAUGAAUGACUACAUUGUACCUCCUAAUGCUACUGGUGUCAUGGAGACUAUGAUGAUGAGCAGUGACCCACACAUGACUGACGAUCUUCUCCAAGAGCUUGACAGCAUUAAUGUGAAUAUAACACGUCAGCUUACUCUUCAACUCCUUGCUUUAAGUGAAGAAGCACUCCUUAUCAUUGAAGCAGCAAAGGCUCUUGUUGAAAUGAACAAUGUUAAUUCAAGCUACCCUCCUGUAAGGCAGUUUUACCUCCUGGGACUGCAGCUGGAGAAAAUGAGAGGUCAUUCAUUAGGUGGAGCUAGUACAGUAAGAAAAAGGAGCACAACAACCAAGCAGUAUGGCAGAUGUGCUGCUGGGGGCGGAUACUGUACUGCUAGUAGAUGUCCUUACUCUCGUGAUGGCAAUGAUUGUUUUGGUAUGUGUGGACGUGGUUGCUCUUGCUGGUUCUUUGUCUGUGGUGAUUGCUGUUAUCACCAUUACUGUGAGACUCAUGAUAUCUGUUGUGCUAGAAAAGGUUUUUAUACAUGGGCUUGCUUUCGAGUUUUACGUGAUUAUUUUCGGAGUAGUUGUAGCAGUGCCUAUGAAUGCUGAUAAAGCCAGACUUUAGGAUAACUGUUACUGAAUAUUUUAAUAGUAGCUUGCUAGUCUAGAUAAAUUUAUACAUUUGCAUAGAAGUGUGGAGUAGUAUGGUAGAAUUUAGGUGUGUACAUAUUGUCAUUCUUUUGUUGUAACUUUUUUAGUAGAUGUUAACAUUUUCCCUGGGUUUUAAUUUCAUUUUGUCAUUUUCAUAUUUGUUUUAAAAGUUAUAAUAAACAAAAAAGUGAUGUAAUGUGAAAUUUACAGGAGAGAAAAGAAGUGAUGUGAAUGAUGUGCAAUUGGUUCAUACAAGUUUGUUAUGUUACAGAGUGUCCAGUACAUGGUAGAUUGCUCUAGCUCGUAGGUCUGCUAGUUUUAUGAUGAGGAUUUUUGUUUCUGCUGAUUUAGC